AUGUCAGACGCUCCAAGAGUAAUGAAAAAUAAAAUAAUAGAAAUUAUUUUUUAGAAAUACUUCUAAUUAGCCUUAACAAUAGUCGAUAGGAAAAUAAGGAAAUGAAUAAUAAAAUCAAGAAGCAAGUGUUGUGCCAAUAAUAUAAACAAAAGAGUUGAAUUAGUUAGGAUUGAAUGUAGUAUAGCCAGGAGAGUUGGGUAUGUAGUAAGUAAAUGUAAUAUGUUUAAAUGGUGUAUAAUAAUUUUAAGGACUGUUGAUAGCUACAAAUUAUAAAGUAAGAUUAUUAAUUGAUAUGAGAUUGUUUUUUUGCCUGAAAGAUUUCCAAAAGAGUUUCGAAAAGAUUAUUUUGAAGUUCCUUAUACAUUUUUAAUAAAGGUAGAAAGGACAAUAGAUAAGAAAUAAAAUGAUUCAAAUUUAAUAGAGAUAUCAUCUAAAGAUGGUAGAUAAUUUAGAUAUAGAUUUUCGAGAGAGUAAAAUGAUGAUUGUGGAUAUUUAUUAAAUGUGAUAAAUAAGAAUGCUUUUACAUUAUAGAAGACAACUUUGUUUGCAUUUACAUAUUAUAGAGAAAUGCAAAGUUUAGAAAAUGAAUAUUAAGGAUGGAGAAUAUAUAAAAUGGAGAUGGAUUUUGAUAGAAUGGGUAUAAUGAUAUAAUAAGAGAAUCAAUAAUAAUAAUAAUAAUAAAUAAAUGGAUUAUUUAAAUACUUGAAUAAUGAAGGUGGAUAGAUAUGUGCAACAUAUUAUAAUAGAUUGGUAGUACCAGCAAGAGUAGAUAUGGAUUGUAUAUAGAAGACAGCAAAAUUUAGAUCAAAAGAGAGAAUUCCAAUAUUAUCAUAUGGAUUUAAAGUAGAUGGAAAGAUAGUAUCAUUAUGGAGAAGUGGACAAUGCAGAGUAGGAAUUGGAUAGAUUAGAUCAUUAGAAGAUGAAUAAUAUUUAAAAUGGAUGUGUUAAUAAUUAAUCGAUGAAAUAGAUAAUAAAUAAGAAGAGAUUAGAUUAAGAAUAUAUGAUGCUCGUUCAGAUGUUAAUUCAACAGGAUAAUAAGUCAGUGGUAAAGGAUUUGAGAAUCCAAUAUAUUAUAAAAAUUGUAGUAUAGAUUUUAUAGAGAUUGGAAGUAUUCAUAAAAUUAGAGAAGCUUAAUUAAAAUUAUUAAAAAAUUCAUAUAGGUAUUAAUAUAUUAUAAUAUUGAAAGUGAGAAUAUACUAUUUAUUUCAUAAUUAGAAAUAUCAUAGUGGUAUGAUCAUGUAGUAUCAUUAAUACAAGGAUCAGUUAGAAUUGCUAUGACAUUAACAAAAGAGAAAUUGAAUGUGUUAGUUCAUUGUUUAGAUGGUUGGGAUAAAACACCUUAAUUGGUGUCUUUAGUUUAAAUAAUGAUUGAUGGAUAUUAUAGAACAUUAGAUGGAUUUAUGAUACUUAUUUAAAAAGAAUGGAUUAAUAAUGGACAUUAAUUUUGCUAAAGAUCUGCUAUUGGAAAUAAAUAACAUAAUGAUGAUUGUCGAUCACCAAUAUUCUUUCAAUUUUUAGAUUGUGUUUAUUAAUUAAUACAACUAUAUCCAUUAUCUUUUGAAUUCAAUGUCAAAUUAUUAUUAGAUUUAGCAUAUCAUCACCUAUCAUCUCUUUUUGGAAACUUUCUAUGUGAUUCAUUUCUUGUAUUCAUUCAUUUUUAUUAUUCUCUAUUAGGAAAUAUAAAAAUAAAAAGUUAUGGAAUCAACUAUCUCCAUUUGGUCAUGGAUUUUCAAAUAUAAAGACAAAUACAAAAAUGCAUUCUAUGUAAAUCCUGCUUCCAUUGAAUAAUAAGUGAUUAUUCCAGAAUAAUUUACAGGAAAAUCUAUCAAAUUCUGGUAGGAGUAUUUUCUUAAUUAUUCCUCUGAAUUCAAUGAUGUUUAUUGUAUACAUCCUUCUUCUUAAUUUACCAAGUAACUAUAUAUUCUCUAUAUAUUUUCAGAGAUAAUUUAUAAGAAAUGUAUAAAGCAUUAGCUAAAGAAAAUUAAGUCUUGAGAUUAGCUUAAAUAGAUUAAGAAAAAUUAGCUCAUCUCAAUUAAUAAAAAUUUAAUCAACUAUUUUAAAUUAUUUAAGAAACAUAAAAUGAAAAAAUCAUUGAAAAACUUUAAUCUAUCCAACUUACAUGA
This is a messenger RNA of Paramecium sonneborni, 2123 nucleotides long. The record is from the annotation of a GenBank genome assembly. NCBI's taxonomy places the organism in Eukaryota, Ciliophora, Oligohymenophorea, Peniculida, Parameciidae.